Molecule: messenger RNA, 528 nt
Organism: Trichoderma breve
Lineage: Eukaryota; Fungi; Ascomycota; Sordariomycetes; Hypocreales; Hypocreaceae
Product: fungal specific transcription factor domain-containing protein
Exons: 1
Coding region: 1-528 (175 amino acids)
Source: RefSeq, a predicted model, not a curated record
AUGGUUGAUAAUACUGAAACAGCAUCCCUCGUUUACCUUUACAAAAAGCUUGAUGAAGUACGAGUUGCCGUGGAAACAUGGCAACCGCCACCCCUGGGAGAUAUAACCUAUCAGGUCAAAACAGUAGACAUGGUUAAUCUUCUUGCGCAAGCAAGAGUAUAUCGACUAGCGGCGUUGCUAAUCAUUCAUCGGCUACAGUACCCGUUUGGCCAGCAAGAUUCCCAGGCGAAUAUCUGGUCAAACGAGAUUAUGAAAGAGUUCGAACUUGCGGACUGGGCUACCAAACAAACUACUCGUUGUGUAACAAUGCCAUAUAUUGUCGCGGCAAUAGAAAUUCAGGAUUUUCGCUCACGACUCAAGGCGCUGGAGAACGUGGACAAGUAUGUCGACAAAUUCACCCCGACGGUUCAACGAGCUGCAAAACGAUUUCUUUCUCGAAUUUGGCUAGAGCGAGACGACAAGAUAACUUAUUAUUGGUUUCAAUCAGUCUCUAAACCUUGCCCUAUUCUGAAAUCUUUCGAGUUCUAG